Molecule: messenger RNA, 4221 nt
Organism: Colossoma macropomum (tambaqui)
Lineage: Eukaryota; Metazoa; Chordata; Actinopteri; Characiformes; Serrasalmidae
Gene: snx1a
Product: sorting nexin 1a
Exons: 15
Coding region: 74-2320 (748 amino acids)
Biological process (GO): intracellular protein transport; early endosome to Golgi transport
Cellular component (GO): endosome membrane; endosome
Molecular function (GO): phosphatidylinositol binding
Source: RefSeq, a predicted model, not a curated record
GAUUUUUCCCGUCUUUACCAAAGUUUUUAUGUGUCCUCCUCCUCCUCGCCCGUCUACUGCAGACUGAGUGAAGAUGGCGGCCAGUUCAGAGCGGAGUCCCCCUCCCUUCCCCGAGUCAGAGGAGCAGGAACUGGAGCCCGACUUAGAGGAGGAUGAGGAGGACAGCGAAGAAGGCGCGGAUAUUUUCACAGGCGGUGUGAGUACCGUGCGGGUGGCUGAGAGAGAGCCGUGCUGCUCUGGAGCAGGCCGGACACUCUCUGACUCUCCGAUGGAUCCUCCACUUCCUGUGAGCUCCAGUGAGCCUCCUAAAGACAUCUUCAGCGAACCCCCAGCAGAUUCCUUCAAGGACCCACUGAAUAAGACGAGUGCUGAACCAGAGAAGGCAGCGAGUGGAGGGCUUAGUAAAGUUCAGGCUGCUGUCCCUGUGAAAGAGGCUGCUGGUGAGGAGCCGGAUGAUCUGUUCAGUGAUCCUUUAGGCGAGUCUGGAGCUGCACCAGUGACUGAUGCAAAAAGUGCACCUUUACUGGACCUUGGUGAGCAACCACCAAAGAGCGAUGUCAUCAAGAAGAGUGCAGGGAAGGAUGACGCCAGUACGGAGGUCCUCAGCGCACCUCAAAAUGACGUCAUCAAAAAGUCUCAGAAGGACAUUUUUGAAGAGCCUCCGAAAGGUGCUGCUAAAGACCUGCCCACUGACGUUAAAGGUGGCACUGCACCUGGAAAGAAACCAGCAAGCGCUGACCUGUUUGGUGAUGAUGACGAUGAGGACUUGUUUAAGGAGCCCCUGGGAGCUGUGACUAAGAAACCACAAGGAUCGCUCUUCACCGAGGCAAAAUCGGAGUUAAAGGCAGCCCGACCUGAGCAGUCUAAUAAUGCUGCAGCUGAUCUUUUCACUGAGGAGGCCUUCACAGUCCCACCUGUUGCUGCUGCUUCUGCUCCCGCUGCAGCAAAAUCCAACGUGAACACCAGCUCAAAGACCAACGGAUUACACUCUGAUGAAGAAGAUCUGUUUGCAGAGGCUACGGUUGAGCUGUCUCUGGACAGCCCUCAUAAUGACCGAAGGAAGAGAGAAGCAGCAAAGCCCUCAGCGCCAGCUCCCUCUCUCUCGGCCUCAGCCAGCACCUCCAAACCUCAGCCUAAAACACUAGAAGAGCUGGAGGAGGAGGAGAAAGAGGACACAUUUGAUUUGAACAUUUCAGUCACAAACCCAGAGAAAGUUGGUGAUGGUAUGAACGCCUAUAUGGCCUACAAAGUCUCAACACAGACAUCGCUGUCCAUGUUCCGCAGUAAGCAGUUCACAGUGCGUAGGCGCUUCAGUGAUUUCCUUGGUCUGUAUGAGAAGCUCUCUGAGAAACACGCACAGAACGGAUAUAUUGUGCCCCCACCACCAGAGAAGAGCAUUCUGGGAAUGACGAAAGUGAAGGUUGGUAAAGAGGACCCCUCAUCAGCUGAGUUUGUUGAGAGGAGGAGAGCUGCUCUCGAAAGGUACCUCCAGAGAGUCGUGUCACAUCCGUCUCUGCUGCAGGACCCAGAUGUGAGAGAGUUUUUAGAGAAAGAGGAGUUACCCAGAGCAGUUAGUACACAAGCGCUGAGCGGAGCUGGAUUCCUGAAGAUGAUCAACAAGGCAACAGACGCAGUGAGCAAGAUGACGAUCAAAAUGAACGAAUCGGAUGUUUGGUUUGAGGAGAAGCUACAGGAGGUUGAGAGUGAGGAUCAGCAGCUAAAGAAGCUGCAUGCCAUGGUGGAGUCUCUUGUCAACCACAGGAAAGAGUUGUCCGUGAGCACAGCAGUGUUUGCUAAGAGUGUGGCGAUGUUGGGCAGCUCAGAGGAUAACACUGCACUCUCCAGAGCUCUGUCCCAGCUGGCUGAGGUGGAAGAUCGCAUCGAGCAGCUUCAUCAGGACCAGGCCUCUAACGACUUCUUCAUCUUUGCUGAGCUCCUUGCUGACUACGUACGCCUGCUAGGGGCUGUCAGGGCUUCCUUUGACCAGAGGAUGAAGGCGUGGCAGCGAUGGCAGGACGCUCAGAACAUGCUGCAGAAAAAGAGAGAGACCGAGGCUAAGCUACUGUGGGCCAACAAACCAGACAAACUACAGCAGGCCAAGGACGAAAUUGUUGAGUGGGAGGCCAAGGUCAGUCAAUACGAAAGAGAUUUUGAGAGGGUUUCUGCCACCGUACGCAAAGAGGUCAUCAGGUUUGAGAAAGAGAAAUCUCGGGAUUUCAAGAAGCAAAUUAUUCGCUAUCUGGAGUCUCUGCUACAAUCACAACAACAGCUGAUAAAGUACUGGGAGGCGUUUUUGCCGGAGGCGAAAGCAAUCGCAUGAGUGUGACCCCACAGAUACACACAUACACAGGCCUGCUUAAGACUGAGUCUGCCUUUUCUAUACACUUUACCUCUUGCCUAUAAACCAAGAGAAGAGAUGCGUUGCAAAGGGAAAGAGAGAAACAAUCGAUAGUUGUGGGUUUUUUUGUUUUUUAAUUAAUCACCAGAAACUUACAGCUCUUUACUCUAACAGUUGUAUUAAUAAUUGUAUAUUUUUCAUUUAACCUCCACCUAUAUUUUCGUAUUGACAAAGCUAUUGCUAGGGGAUGUACAUGCAUGGUGGUGGGGUGGGUGUUGUCUUCCUCAUGUGUAUGCAAAUUUAUUUUUGUUUUGGUUUUGUUUUUAUGUUAAUGUUCAGAGAUAGUAGGUGCCAUUAGUGUGAAUAGUAUUCACACCACACAGAGGGAGGCAUGUUGCACUCUUGAUAUUUGACUCAUCAGCAGUGCUAAUCGUUUACAGUAGGGGGCCCUCUCCUUCCACACAUGCACUUAACUAGGUUUCACUUCCAUUCUGUUUUCCCUGAUAUAUCUGGGUGUGUUCAAAACGCACAGAGGUUGGUCUUCUCCCUCUGUGCUACUCCACAUGCCUAGUGUUAUCCAGAAUCUGCUUUAAUGAGGGAGAAGUGUCAACGAGAGGGCGCUUGCUCACACUUUGAGGAACUGGGCCGCCUCAACAUUUAAGAAUGAUUCAGUGAAAUGAUUCCAAGGAGUGGGAGGUUACAUAUUAGGAAAUGUGUAGUUGCUUAAAAUGAAACUGCAAGUAAAGACAAGCCAAAACCGCUUUCUCAGAACAAGGUGGGUUCCAUCAGUUGCCUUGGAAUGGUGAGUGGAUGAUGAAAUGCUGCAUCACUCUUUUACUGGAUGUCACAUUUGUCAGCUAAUCAGAUAUAGAGUCCCACAAGAGUGACCAUGGAUUCUACGAGUUGCGUUUCUGUGCAUCGGUUUACCUUAAAGCCAAAAUGGAGUGGUUAAGAGAAAAGCAUCUACUAUAAUACCACUUUUGAGAGGCCCUCAUUUAGUUUUUCACUUUAGCAGUGCUCCGUUUUUUUCACUUAGUCCAGUACCUACAAUAUUACCUACAUUAUAAACCUGAAUAUCAACAUCUAAUGGCUUUUACCUGAUCAUGCAGGUGACAUUCCACACUUUGGAGGUACAGAGGUCAUAUUUGGGAACUAAUCAUGAUUCACACAGGCUGGACUUAAACUUCAUUUAUUAGUUAUGCAGUUAAACCUUCAAACUCUACAAAUGUUAUAGCUGUCAGUUUAACAAAGUACAUUUUGAAAGAGAAGUGUUGAGGUUGAAACAUGUUUAAGCACUUAAACUGCCAGCCAGUGAUUGACUGGAGUUCCCUGGUUGUUGCAUCUCCACAAUACUGUCUCUGCUUUGCGUUAAGCGUCAUAAAUCUUAUGGCCAUCAUUUGUGUAGUUUAUGCCAACAAACAAUUAUUGAAUUUUUUUUUUUAAACAUCACUUUUUCUUUCCCCAGAAAUGAUUUUGAUAAUCAUGGUAUUUGUUGUAUAUCUCUGUACCUGUAAUAAUCAAUAAUGGUGUUCGACAGUCAUCGGUUUCUCAGAUGCUGCUGAGCUUACAGCUGACCUUGUAUUUGAAGAUAAUUGUCUCCUUCCACCGGUUCAUAAAGUGGGUUGGGAUUUUUUUUCCUUGUUUCAGGCUUGUGUCUCCAGAUAGUAGUGUCAGGAAUGCAUGAGGGGACCCUUAUGGACCACAAUCUGAGGGUCCUUCUCAUGAGUCUGGCAUGAUAGUCCCUUUAACUGCCAUAAAUGAUCAGAAAGUGACAUUUUCUUUAUUAGACUGUAUUUUUUUAAUCUUCCAACCCAGCCAGUAGAUAUUGUUUAAGCGCACCUUCUGUUGGGCAACACAAUAAAAAUAGUUUUAAAGAUACUCUA